Messenger RNA from Corapipo altera (White-ruffed manakin), 1770 nucleotides. Its product is annotated as kazrin. The transcript is spliced from 8 exons. The coding region runs from base 154 to 1137 and encodes 327 amino acids. NCBI's taxonomy places the organism in Eukaryota, Metazoa, Chordata, Aves, Passeriformes, Pipridae. The record is from RefSeq and is a predicted model, not a curated record.
UCCGCUCCGCGCCCGGCCCAUUGUCCCCGCGGGCGGCGAGGGGCGGCCGGCGACGAUGCUCAGGGCAGGGCGCUGUGCCCCUGCUUAGCCCACGCAGCGCUGCUGCGGGAGGAGGUGGCCCAGCUGCAGGAGGAGGUCCACCUGCUCCGGCAAAUGAAGGAAAUGCUGACCAAGGACCUGGAGGAGACGCAUGGCAGCAAGUCCCCGGAGGUGCUCUCGGCCACCGAGCUGAAGGUGCAGCUGGCGCAGAAGGAGCAGGAGCUGGCACGUGCCAAGGAGGCUCUGCAGGCCAUGAAAGCCGACCGCAAGCGCUUGAAGGGGGAGAAGACAGACCUGGUGAGCCAGAUGCAGCAGCUGUACGCCACGCUGGAGAGCCGGGAGGAGCAGCUCCGGGACUUCAUCCGCAACUACGAGCAGCACAGGAAAGAGAGCGAGGACGCAGUGAAAGCCCUGGCGAAGGAGAAGGACCUCCUGGAGCGGGAGAAGUGGGAGCUGCGGCGACAAGCCAAGGAGGCGACGGACCACGCCAGCGCCCUCCGCUCCCAGCUCGACCUGAAAGACAACCGCAUGAAGGAGCUGGAGGCCGAGCUGGCCAUGGCCAAGCAAUCCCUGGCCACGCUGACCAAGGACGUCCCCAAGCGCCAUUCCUUGGCCAUGCCGGGCGAGACGGUGCUGAACGGGAACCAGGAGUGGGUGAUGCAGGCUGACCUCCCGCUGACCGCCGCCAUCCGGCAGAGCCAGCAGACCCUCUACCACUCACACCCCCAGCACUCAGCGGACCGGCAAGCGGUCAGAGUGAGCCCCUGCCAUUCCCGGCAGCCGUCCAUCAUCUCCGACGCCUCUGCGGCCGAGGGCGACCGGUCGUCCACGCCGAGCGACAUCAACUCCCCCCGGCAUCGAACGCACUCGCUCUGCAACGGGGACAGUCCUGGACCGGUACAGAAGAACUUGCACAACCCAAUCGUACAGUCUCUAGAGGACCUGGAAGACCAAAAACGGAAAAAGAAGAAAGAGAAGAUGGGCUUUGGCUCCAUCUCCAGGGUGUUUGCCCGGGGGAAGCAGCGCAAGUCCCUCGACCCGGGGCUCUUCGACGGGACGGCCCCCGACUACUACAUCGAGGAGGACGCGGACUGGUGACCCCCCCGUGCCAGGCGGGUGCCACUGUACAUAUCCCCCACCUGUGGACGUGUUACCUGUUGUCUUGGGAGCGAUGCAGCUGUGUCGUAACUUCAGUUUUUCCCCCCCCCCUUUUUUUUUUUUUCCGUGUUUUCUCAUUUUUUUUCCCAUCCCGGUGACUCCUUUUGUUGUCGCUUCAGUUUGUCAGUUUUGUUUUGGGUUUGGUGGGGUUUUUUUUUUGUCUUUUUUUUUUUUUUGUUGUCGUCGUUGUUCUUUUCUCUUUCUUCUUUUGACAAAACUUGAAACUUGAAGGACUGCUGUGUCUCUGUAAAUACCAGAAAUAUUGUGCACUUUGUGCUUGUGACGUCUCUUGUCCGAAACCCGCUGUUUUCCGGAGCCCAGCCCGCGGGAUGUCCUCGCCUGGGGACCAAGGACCUGCCCAGCUGAGGGACCUUAGAGGGAAAACACACAAAACCAACAACAACAACAACAACAAAAGAUCUCCUUCGCUGUGAUGUCUUCCUGGCCGAGCACCCGGGCUGGUUGUAACGCCUGCCGGUCUGGAAAUAAGUGUUUUAACGUUCCUUUUUAGUUGUUUUAAUUUAUUUGCACAAACCCAGAGGAGCUAUUCUAACUAAAUUAUUGCAGAAGUUU